This is a messenger RNA of Debaryomyces hansenii CBS767, 171 nucleotides long. Its product is annotated as DEHA2A08426p. NCBI's taxonomy places the organism in Eukaryota, Fungi, Ascomycota, Pichiomycetes, Serinales, Debaryomycetaceae. The transcript has a single exon. The record is from RefSeq and is a predicted model, not a curated record. Bases 1 to 171 code for a protein of 56 amino acids.
AUGGGUUACAAGAAGGGCUCUCUUUCAUUCGCGUUCACUUUCAAGCGAAGUGUUGUUAAAGCGCAAGGUGAAAUUUUAACAGAAGUUGGAAGUUCAUUUCAAAAGCAUACCUUGUUACUAAUGCUAGUGUUCCAAUUAUUCACCUGGAUGAAUUACCUUGUUUCGACUUGA